AUGUCCCUUUGCACCGUUGUGGAGAUCGCUCUCCAAUUCGAGAGCUUUCGAAACAUCGAUCUCUUCCACCAAGGUCUUUAUCAUUUGAAGACGCGCAUCUACAGAGACGAUGAGUCUCGGGCGCUUGCUGUGCCCCAUAGUCAUCUCAAGGGCCCAACGUUGGUCACUGAGCCCGUGAAGGGCAAAGCACCUCGCGUGGAUCACCACAAUUUGAUUCCGGCCCACCUCAACGAGGAGUUGUACACCUUCUCAACGAGGAGCUUCUUGAUCCGCUACUGUGAGGAGGAAGUGGAGCUGGGAGAUGUUGGACAAUUUCGACUGGAGCUUGGUCCAUCAGAGUUGGAGCGCCGGCAACCGCUGCUUUUGGAGGUGGAGCUGAUGUUUGCUGAUCUGACGCAGCCCAGCGGAGAAAACCUGGGAGAUCAGCCUGAUGUUGAGUCGGCUGAAUUCCGAUGCGUCUCCACUCAAGUCUUGCGACUGCGUGGGGUGGAGCGAGGCUUGCAUGACUUUUGCCCGGUGGUUUUCGAUGAGUGCCACUUCUGCCUUCUAAACCUAGCGGUUCACUCGGCCGUCCUGGACCUUCGUUUCCGCCUGCGGCCCAAGCAGCUGGCUGCGGCCAAGCCAAAGGUCGCUGGACCAGCUCCACGUGCUGGGGCCAAGGGCGAGGAGGAUAGUGAAGGGGGCGAGAGCCGGGGGGGCGAUGUGGGCCUACCAGCCGUCGUGAAGCACUCAAAGAAGUCCUUGAACAAUGACGGCUCCGAGGAUCAUGAUCAGGAGCGCCCACCCUCCAGCUGGCAAGCCGCACCGCCACCAGCCUUGUCCAUGGCGGAAGCCCUGUUUGCAGAGGAGCUCAACAGACCAGUGGAACACAGUCGGCUGAUGCAGCUGGCAGAAGGCCUCUACAGGCGGCACAUUGGUGUUUUGUCCUCCUCAUAUGUGCAACAAGCUGCAUGGUUCAAACUCAUCUGUGAGCGCUGCCUCACUCCUCUUCAGAGAGAGGCCCUCUUCGGUCGGACGGAGGACGGUGACGUGGUGGUGCCGUCCGAUCUGGGAAUCGACGUCCUGACGCUGCCAAAGGGCAUGCUGAUGCCGCAGCUGCCGAAUCCCAGCGGAGUGCGAGCAAGUGGCUCAACGGCGGGCAUCAGUUCUUUGAAGCCAGCAGCUGGCUUUGAGUGUACCACUGGUGAACGGGUGUUGCAAGAGAGCAUCCUUGCGAGAAUCGCAGAGUCGGGGGAGAGCUUCACUCCGCAUUCAGUGGCCAGGCUAUUAGCUUACGACCUGAAUGCUGUGAGUUGUCAAAUUCUGGAGCUCUGGCACCAGGCCCUGAACGUGGUGGCCUUCUGCUAUCGGGAGAUUGCCUCAAUGCUACGCACGCAAUGGGAGGAGCGCAUCAUCGACCAGUGGUCUCUUUCGAUUGUUCGAGAGAAGAUGAGUUCCAACUUGGCAGAGCCUGAGAACAAAUCCAUAGGUGAUGCUCACACUGCUGCGGCAGAGAACCUGCGGAAGACAGUGAAGCCACGGUCCCCGGAGCUGGCGUCCAUCGAGGAUACCACACUGUUCCCGUCCAUCGAACAGCGUCCCGUGCUCUUCGACCAACGAUGCGUGGGAGUCGCCGGCAUGGACGUCAAGGGCAUACCUCAUCCCAGUGUGUGGGAGUCGCGUGUGCCAUCGGCCCCCAAGCAGUACCGCGGUGUUCAUUUGUUCGUGCUUUGCCAUGGCUUCCAAGGGAACUCCUUUGACAUGCGACUUAUGAAGAACAACAUCGCGUUGCUGUAUCCCGAUGCCAUCUUUCUGUGCUCUCAAUCCAACGAGGACAACACGGAAGGCGAUUUCCAGGAGAUGGGCAUCCGACUGGCACAAGAGGUGGGAAACUUCAUCUGCGACUGGUGCCCAGGUACAGCACUGGGGCGACUGAGCUUUAUCGCUCAUUCCAUUGGUGGAUUGAUUGUGCGGUCAGCGAUUCCCCAUCUUCAGGACUUCAGAGAUAAGAUGUUCACCAUCCUGACCUUCUCCUCUCCACACGUUGGAUAUUUCCUGAAGAACAUCAGUCUCUUCCACCUUGGCCUGAAGGUGCUCCAAUCCUGGCGAGGCUCGCAAUGUCUCACGCAGCUGUCCAUGGCGGAUGCCGAUGAUCCCAGGAAGACCAUGAUUUACAAGUUGAGUCAAACGCCUGGAUUUGAGUAUUUUCAGAAUGUGGUGUUGGUCUCCUGUUUCAGCGACAGCUAUGGUCCUUUCGACUCUGCCAGAGUUGAGAUUGGGAACAUGUUGGGGAUGCACACGGCACAGGAGGCCUACAAAGAAAUCGUGCAGAAUCUAUGGAAAAAUGUGAAGCCCGAAAGGGUUUUCAGAUUUGAUGUCAAUUUCCACAUUCCGGAAAACAAUCUUGACACCUUCAUUGGUCGAGCUGCCCACAUCCAAUUUCUGGAGUGCCAACCGGAUAUACGGCCCACAAAGCUCCGGGCCACGGAGGCUAAAGCCUUGGAGGAGAAACGCUCCAAGCAGCUCGAAGAUUUGGAUCGAGUCGACAGGCUCUGGGAGUUCCGCCUUUGUGUCGAGAUGCUCCGGGACUGUUUGGACUCCUUCUCCACUCAUGGUGAACGUGAUUUGCUGAGUACAGCAGAUGAGACUCUUCUAGCUACAGAGGACCUCUUAAGGCGUAUCACGGAACUGGCCGUGAUGCACAAAAACUCGGGUGAAGCCCUGCUGGAUGUCAUCAGUCAAGGCUCUCCAGGCAGCUUCGCGGCUCAGGAGGAUAGUGGAUUGCUAAUGCAGGUGCUGCAGUCCCCUGAUUUUCGUGAAAAGGGAGGCCUUACGUCAAGCCUCCUAUCUUCCAGGUUGAUGAUCUCUGGCCUUUUGGAGUCAGUUCUUGGUGAACUCACUUGUUGGCGCUCGCAUCCAAGUGAAGCUGACUUGCAGGCUUGGAAGCGAUGGGACCGCACGUACGAGCUCUUAGCCAAGCGGGUGGCAGCGGUCCAGCAAUCUCAACAAGUUCCGGGUGUCGCUUCGAUCGAUGACCUGCGACGUCGCUGCUUCGAGGGCGCAUCCCGAUGUGAUGGCGAUGAAGUGGUCGAGUGUGUGGCCUGUCGUCCAGCGUGCACUCCGCUCUGUGGCUAUGGCCGAGCGUAG
This is a messenger RNA of Cladocopium goreaui, 3126 nucleotides long. Lineage: Eukaryota; Dinophyceae; Suessiales; Symbiodiniaceae. The record is from the annotation of a GenBank genome assembly.